UGGGUGGUGCUGAUGAUCAUUCAUUCACGUUUUAGGAUCAAUAUCUGGCUGUUUUCCCCUGUGCCUUUAUUUACAGAAUAUUGCAGUCCACUUGCACAUUUGCCUCAUAUUGUCUUUCGAAUUCUGUAGCAGACAUGACCUUAUUAUUUGUAUUUUUAUUUAGCUUAUAUGUAGCUAAUCCUGGUGCUAAUGAAGACAGUGCAGAGGUGACAUGGAGUGAACAAUGACUCUGCCUUGUAGCUGUACCUCCUUAAGCUUGUUUACAGCAGCAGCCAGAGCUACAUUCUGGUAAUGGAUGAGUUUUUCUCCUCCUCAUGUCAGAAGGCUUGCAAAGAAUUAGCAAGUUCCUUUCCAAGCCUCCCAGUGCCAUUCCCACACUUGGAAUAAGCUUGCACAAGGCUUGCUCUCUGUAAAUUUAACAAAAGAUAAGAAAUGAACCAAUACUUUCAAUUGUCAUCAGCCCAAAGAUUCACAAGUCAAAUUCUACUCUGUUUUUUUGUUUGUUUUUUUUUGAGGCAGUGGGGGAGCCUCAUCCCCUGAGCUGCUCAGGAGCAUUCUGGUGAUUUUUAACUGGUAAUUCUGGGCUUCAUUUACUUGAAGAUUCUGCUUGAAGCUGAGCUGCAUUUCCAAUUGUUUUGGUUUGAGUUUGCUUUCUCAAAAUGCCAUUUCUGAGAGGUCUGUGGGUAAUUGAGGUUUUUGCCCAUUUCUAGGCAGGAAGCACCCUGGCUUCAGGCACACACUCAAUUUCUCUUGCACUGCAAGAGGAUUUAUUUAGAAUUCCGUUGCUAACUAGAUUUUUGUAAGUUGAUUUAAUUUCAAACCAAUCAAGAUUGUGGAAGAGACUCUAAAAUAAAGCCUGAGCUAAAAUAAUAAUUUUAAAAUCUUAUUUCCUCCCCAGUGCUGAUAUAACUUCUUUUGGAAGAGGAAAAGCUGAAUCUGAUCCAGUCCAGCAAAUUACUAAAGCUUAACUCUGGGCAUUGGCUGGCUGUAAAAAGACAAACCCCAGUGUUGGAGCUGUCAAAAUCCACCAGGAUUUUAUUCUUUCCUUUGUCUUCCUGCAGAUGUGAUAAACCUUUAAUUCCACCCUCAUUUACUGUGCACCCUCAGAUCUCUGUCUCAUUCCCACCCUGUUCCUUGCCAUCAGCUGGCUUUUGGAUCUGCCUCUGGAAUUCAGUGCAGAAGCUGAAACUAAUACCUGGUUUGAAGAGUUACCAUUAGUCAUGGCCUGGUCUUGGAGAAUUACUGAGGAGAAAUUUGGUUUCAUAGCUUAAUGCAGAAUUUCUUAAUGCAUGUCCAAACUCCUGCUAAAUGCUGGUAUAGAGAGGCAGCUUCAAACCCUUAAAAAAUCUGUUUCCACUUUAACAAUAAAACUGAAUUAGAUCACUACUUUGAAGAUGUUUGUGAGCCUUUUAAAAGCAAAUAUUCCAGUUUUAUUAGUUUUUAACUUAAUUUGUUGGUGGUGUACUUGGUGCUUUCUCUAGAUGGGAGCUAAAUGUGCUUUGUCAAACUAACUGAUCAGUAAUUGGCUUUUAAUAAUCAAACCUUUGGAUUAAGAUAUUUUGAUCAUUCUGAAGCCAAUUAAUUUUUUCAUCCCUUUUUUCCCUUCAAGAUUGAGAAAUUGUUACACACACAAACACUCUAAAAUUUGGAUAAUAUCCAUUUUGUAUUUCAGUAAUUCAAAUAUCCAUUUUGUGUUGAUAUCUGUUUUGUAUUUCAGUAAUUCAAAUAUCCAUUUUAUAUUUCAGUAAUCCAGUGGCAGAUUCUUUGUUCCACUGGACUUACAGCUACAGAAUUGACUGAUGAAACUCCAAUGGCCUCACUUAUUUGGGGCAGGAAAACCACCCAUGUAUGGAGACUACGAGGCUCAGAGGCACUGGCAAGAAAUCACCUACAACUUACCCAUCAGGCAGUGGUACUUCAAUACAAGUGACAACAACCUGCUGUACUGGGGCCUCGAUUACCCACCCCUCACUGCCUACCACAGUUUUGUGUGUGCUUACAUUGCAAAGUUAAUAAAUCCUGAUUGGGUUGCUCUGCACACAUCUCGGGGCUAUGAGAGCCAGCCCCAUAAGUUAUUUAUGCGUACAACAGUGUUUGUUGCUGAUCUGCUGGUUUAUAUCCCUGCAGUUAUUUUAUAUUGUUUUUCCUUGAAAGAAACAUCUGCUAAAAAAAAGGUUUCCAGUGCUCUGUGCAUCCUGCUUUACCCAGGCCUCAUCCUUAUUGACCAUGGGCACUUCCAAUACAACUCAGUGAGCCUUGGCUUGGCCCUGUGGGCUGUCCUUUGUUUGUCCCAUGACUGGGACCUCCUGGGCUCCAUGGCAUUUUGCUUGGCCUUAAAUUAUAAGCAAAUGGAGCUCUACCAUUCCCUGCCCUUUUUUUGCUAUUUACUUGGAAAGUGCUUCAAGAAGGGACUGAAGGGAAAGGGGUUGGUGCUGUUGGCCAAACUGGCAGGGACAGUGCUGGUGUCCUUCGCUGCCUGCUGGCUCCCGUUCGGCACCGACGUGGAACAAAUCAUGCAAGUACUCAGAAGACUCUUUCCCAUUGACAGAGGCUUGUUUGAGGAUAAAGUAGCCAAUAUUUGGUGCAGUCUAAGUGUCCUUAUAAAGAUAAAGAAUGUAAUAUCCCCUCGAACUCAGCUGAAACUCAGUUUUGCUAUAACAUUCCUGAGCCUGCUCCCUGCCUGUAUCAAGCUCACUGUCCAGCCUUCCCUGCGAGGGUUUAAAUUUGCCUUGGUCAGCUGUGCCUUGUCGUUUUUCCUGUUCUCCUUUCAAGUCCAUGAAAAAUCUAUUCUUCUCGUGUCAGUCCCAGUCUGCUUACUCAUAAAUGAAAUCCCCUUCAUGGCCACAUGGUUUCUACUUGUGUCAACUUUCAGCCUGCUGCCCCUGCUGCUCAAGGACGAGCUGCUGCUGCCCUACGCCGUCACCACGCCCGCCUUCCUGGCCGUGUGCCUGGCCUCCUUCUCCAUCCUGGAGAAGACCUCAGCAGAGGACCUGCAGCUCAAGGCCUUCUCCCUUUCCCUCAAGGGCUACGUGUCCUGGUUCAAGUCCUUUCCCAGGAUUGUCAGGAGCCUGGUAAGCAAAUUUUGUUCCUUUUCCCCUUCCUUGCAGCUUCUCCCAGCACUGAAGUACCAGUGGAGGGGCUGUCCCUUUGUGGUGCCACGUGGAAGCGUGCAGAGCAGUAUGCCAUCACUCCUUGUGUUGCAGUUCCUGCUGUCCCUGUCCCUGAUGGGUCUCCUGUCAGUGCUCAGUGCUGCAGUGCCUCCUCCCCAGCGCCUGCCGGAUCUGUUCCCCCUGGCCGUGGCCGUGGUUUCCUGCCUGCACUUCCUGCUCUUCCUGGUGUAUUUUAAUGUUGUGAUACUCUGGGACUCCAGGAGUAGAGGGCAGAAGAAAAUCAGUUAAUGGAGCUGAAGCUGCAGGACUGGGAGUGCUCAGUGAGAGGUGCCAGCACUGCAGAGGAGCCUGUGUGUGAUGGACACAACUCGAGGAAAGCCAGGAAAAACCUUUUGCUUAUUUAAACACAAAACAAUCAAAGACUGUUUUAAAGGAGAAAUAUUUUGAAGAGCAUUGGGAAUGGGAUUUGAUUUGUUUUCUUUGGAAGUGUCAUACUUUUGUUACCAUUUGUUAACCUAAAAUGCUUAAUAAAGGACCAAAUUUUGAAUUAAUGCUAAAA
Molecule: messenger RNA, 3669 nt
Organism: Passer domesticus (house sparrow)
Lineage: Eukaryota; Metazoa; Chordata; Aves; Passeriformes; Passeridae
Gene: ALG6
Product: ALG6 alpha-1,3-glucosyltransferase
Exons: 13
Coding region: 1800-3398 (532 amino acids)
Biological process (GO): protein N-linked glycosylation
Cellular component (GO): endoplasmic reticulum membrane
Molecular function (GO): dolichyl pyrophosphate Man9GlcNAc2 alpha-1,3-glucosyltransferase activity
Source: RefSeq, a predicted model, not a curated record